Molecule: messenger RNA, 1523 nt
Organism: Symsagittifera roscoffensis
Lineage: Eukaryota; Metazoa; Xenacoelomorpha; Acoela; Convolutidae
Product: alpha-N-acetylgalactosaminidase-like
Exons: 6
Coding region: 206-1498 (430 amino acids)
Biological process (GO): glycoside catabolic process; oligosaccharide metabolic process
Cellular component (GO): cytoplasm
Molecular function (GO): alpha-galactosidase activity
Source: RefSeq, a predicted model, not a curated record
AUUUUUUAAACAAAUACUGAUAAAUCCAAAUAGUACGCUUUAUUUGACGGAUAUGAAUGACUCUGAAAACUCACAGAAAAACUAACAAGGAAAAAAUCAGAAUUUAUUGAAUUGAGUGUUAUACGAUCAUGAUAUUUUUUGUUCAAGUUUCUUAAUUGUUCUUUCUAGCAGAAAUUUGGAUUCAGUGAUUAAUUUUCGCCCGGACAUGAAUCUUGGUUAUCUACUUUUUGUUCAGCUGAUUGUUCAACUAGUCCUUAGUGAGGAUAAUGGACUGGGACUGACUCCGGCUAUGGGUUUCAUGAACUGGCAGAGAUUCAGAUGUCAGACGGACUGUACAAAUUUCCCUGACGAAUGCCUGCACGAGAAUUUGUUCAAAUCAAUCGCGGAUGCAAUGGUCUCUUUGGGUUUGAGAGACGCAGGGUACACUUAUGUUGCGAUUGAUGACUGCUGGCUGAUGAAGAGAAGAAGUGAAGAUGGCCUCUUGGAAGCGGAUCCUAAGUUAUUUCCCAGUGGUAUAAAAAGCUUGGCGGAUUACAUGCACAAAAAGGGACUCAAAUUAGGUAUUUACGCAGAUGUCGGUUCCCAAACUUGUGCAGGGUUCGCAGGUAGCAAUGGAUUUGAGAAAACAGAUGCGCAGACAUUCGCCUCAUGGGGAAUAGACAUGUUAAAAUAUGACGGGUGCCACAUUGAUCCAAAAAACUCGGGACCAAGCUACAAGAAAAUGGCAAAGGCCCUGAUUGACUCUGGGCGAGAUAUUUUGUACAUAUGUGCCUGGAUCCACAAAGACUACGACGCCGACUACGCGGAAGUGGGGAGAACGUGUAACAUCUUCAGGAACUACGUGGACGUUGCCGACAGCUGGGACAGUGUGAUAAAAAUCAUCAACUACUACGCCAAGCACCAGGACCAAUUUACCAAAUACAGUGGACCUGGUCAUUUUAUUGACCCCGAUGAACUUCUAAUUGGCGACCCUGGAACCUCGUUUGGCCAACAGAAGAUCCAGAUGUCCAUGUGGUGUAUGUGGAGUGCCCCUCUGCUCGUAUCUUCCGACCUCCGUUCUAUAGACGAUGCAUCUCUUAGUCUAUUACUCAAUCGAUACCUGAUCCGAAUAAAUCAGGACCCUCUAGGGUUAAUGGCGAAGCAAGUCAAGACUUCAAGGUCAGGCCAUACGCAAAUCUGGCUGAAAAGUUUGGGCGACGAGUCUCUAGGAAAGUAUGCAAUAUGCGUGUUCCGUGAAGGAUCCGACGAUCAAAGCACGAUAAUGACCUUCAGCUUGAAAGAUUUAGGUGUCAGCAAACCAGAGAAUGAUGAUAUUCAAUUCAAAAUUUUCGACAUAUUCACGGAGCAAAAUUUCGCCGGUGAAACUGUUUCUUGGGACAAGCAGCUUGAAGUUUACGUUCACGAUUUCGACGCUAUUGUUUGGAUUGUGAAGUUAAACGGCAGUAAAACCAAAGAUAGUAAACUGAUUAUAAUUGAGGACAUUUUAAGCCUUAAUUAACAAUUCAUUUCUAUUUUCGUUUCAA